GUAUUUAGAACUUUAGAAGUAGGUAGGUGUGAACGAACGUUUAUAAUCAGCUAUCAAUCCAAAUCUGAGGCAGUAUUAGCAGAGGUCUCUUUCAAGUAAGAGUUGGGUGCUAGUGCUUACAUCAUUGGAGGAUAUCACGAGGACCAUCAGAAAGUUUAGACCAUGGACGUCUUUGAAAAAAUUGAAAAUUUCCAGGGAUUCUUGGAAAAUGCUACGGAUACCUCACAAAAAAUGAUAGUCAAAGAAGAUGAAUACGUGAACUCUCUACUGUUGAUGGGUAAUCCUGUAGCGAUAGUUGUGGUGGUUGGCGCUUACCUUAUCUUCGUGCUAAGAGUGGGUCCCCAACUGAUGGCCAAUCGCAAACCAAUGGACCUCACCUACACCAUGAUUGCAUACAACCUUCUGCAAGUCGUGCUCAACACCUAUCUUGUCUUAAAACUGAUCAGGCACAAGACUGCAAUGGAUUAUUUAUUCAAUCAUACCUGUCAGCCUCUGGAGAAGCAAAGCAACCCUCUCAGAUUGGAGAUGUGUAGCGCAUAUUGGCAAUACUUGGCGAUGAAAAUUCUGGAUUUGGCCGACACGAUAUUCAUCGUACUGAGGAAAAAACAGGGAAAUGCUUCGUUUCUACAUAUCUAUCAUCAUGCAUCUAUGGUAUUCCUCACUUGGUUCUGGUUUAAAUACAUGAGAGAGGAGCAGUUUGUGGUAUUGGGUGCAUUGAAUUUGCUAGUUCAUUCGUUUAUGUAUUCCUACUACUUGGCAUCUUCAUUUGGGCCGAAAGUGAAGGCAUUCCUCUGGUGGAAGAGAUAUGUAACCUGGAUUCAAAUGGUUCAAUUCUGCCUGGGGAUCGGCUACUUAAUUCUGCUAGUAGUGAGGGGAUGCCGUAUUGCCUGUGGAUCUGCACUCUUCUGGGCCACAAAUCUUCUAUUUUUUCUCGUAUUAUUCUCAAACUUCUACCUCAACACUUACAAAAAAAACAAACGGAAAACCAUUUGAUCUCCUACUAAUCAAAUAAAAAGAAGAAGGAGAUGGAGAAGAAAAAAAGAAGUGGGAAGAAGAAGAAGAAGAAGAAGAAGAGAAGAAGAAGAAGAAGAAGAAGAAGAAGAAGAAGAAGAAGAAUAAGGAAAUAGGAAGGAGGGGAAGGAAAGGAAGAAGAAGACGAAGGGUAUGAAGAAGGUGAUGAGAAAAGAGACGAAGAACAUUCAUACAAUGUUGGAAUUAUUGUAAUUAUUUUUUAUUUACUAGAAUUGUAUCGUAUAUAGGUCUAAUGAUAUAAUUAUUAUUUUAAUAUUAAUAUAGUGAAGCUUCUCGUAAUAAUGCCAGUAUGUGAUUAACAUUGGUGUUGCUAUCCUUGUCUAUCAUUCGACAUAGCAGAUAGCGCUAUCCUUUUCUAGCUCCACAACGAUGCCAGAUCGUUUCUCAACAAAAAAUUCAAUAUCAAUUGGAAAAUUUAUUAUUCAAUAAUUGAAAAUGUAUUUUUUUUAGGAAUGAAAGGAUCUGCGCUGUUUUGAUCCACGAAUCUCCUAUUUUUCCUUGUCUUGUUCUUAAAUUUCUACCUCAAACUUUGUGAUUUGAAUAAUUAAUCGAAUAGAAUAAUGAAAUCUACAAACGUUAUCUUCAUAUUAUAUAGUGAAUUUCACCUUAUAAUGACAGUGGAAGUUUAUAUACUAUACAGAGUUUCACAAAAUGUGUAUCAGCCGAAGAUUAUAGAUUCUGAAGAGCAUAGAACCUGUAUCUCACUAUAGAUCAUGUUUUGCAAUGAAUAGGUUAGAGUAAGAAUUGAUGAGCUUUAUUAAUUUUGUAAUCUACUACCUAUCUUAUAUUCUGGUGUGUAUUUUAUUUUCAAAUAUGCUAUUACUUCUCUCAUAAUUAUUAUUAUCAUGAAUACUGCAUAGAAUUGUAAGUUCGUUUUCUUCCGUUAUGACUGUAAUCUUGUCAUAUGUAUUAGUAUUUUAUGCUAUGUCAAUUGUAUACUAUUAUUGAGAAUAAAAUUCAAUUCGUUUUCUAUGGAACUGGGCUGUUA
Messenger RNA from Nilaparvata lugens (brown planthopper), 2020 nucleotides. Its product is annotated as elongation of very long chain fatty acids protein 1. NCBI's taxonomy places the organism in Eukaryota, Metazoa, Arthropoda, Insecta, Hemiptera, Delphacidae. The record is from RefSeq and is a predicted model, not a curated record. The coding region runs from base 163 to 993 and encodes 276 amino acids. Gene Ontology annotation, biological process: fatty acid elongation, monounsaturated fatty acid; fatty acid elongation, saturated fatty acid; fatty acid elongation, polyunsaturated fatty acid. Gene Ontology annotation, cellular component: endoplasmic reticulum membrane. Gene Ontology annotation, molecular function: fatty acid elongase activity. The transcript is spliced from 8 exons.